AUGUCUGCUCCUGAAGUGGACGAAAUAAACAAAAUCAGAAAGUCUCUGGGGCUUCCGCUUCUGCCCUCCGCCACUGCGCCGACCGAAGAGCAAGGUCCCAAAUUCAAGGACGCCUCCGAUAGUGACAGCGACGAUGAGCCAGCUUCUACGCUCGAUACUCGUGAAGCCGCGGGCUAUGACAACUUCAAGAAGCUGCAGGAUGAGAAGCGCCGAGUGAUUGAACGCGAGAAGAAGAAAGCAGCCAUCCAGAAGGCACGAGAUGCUGCGGCUCGAUCUGCAAAGCUUGAGGGCAAGGGCCUCGGUGAUCUUGGAGAUGAAGACGAUGUGGAUGCAAAGAGUUGGCUGAAGGGCAGCAAGAAGAGGCAGCUGGCCAUCGAGAAACAGCGCGCACAGCAACUCGCUAGAGAAUUGGCAGAGAGAGAAGAGCAGGCUCGCAUUCAGUACAGCUCAAAAGACCUCGCAGGCGUUCGAGUCGCGCAUGAGGUUGGUGACUUCGAGGAUGCCGAAGGCGAGCAGAUCCUGACCCUCCAAGAUACGGAGAUUGGGAAAGGCGAUGAUAGUGAUGAUGAGGACGUGCUGGAGAAUGCCGAUCUCGUGGCUAAAGACAAACUUCAAGAGAAACUCGACCUCAAGAAGAAGAGAGCCGCCUACGAUGUACACGAAGAGGGUGAUAAAGGUCUGCUGAGCCAGUACGACGAGAAGAAGAGGAAAGCUUUCACCCUGGAUGAAGCAGGCACCGGCAUUCAGGAGCGCGAAACAAAACGCCAGGCCAUCGGCGAUAAGCUCAAGAACACCGUCAGCCUCGAUAUUUUCAAGCCAGAGCCAGUGUCGGACUAUUUGGAGAUCAAGAUGAAGAAGCCCAAGAAGUCUAAGAAGAAAUCGACCCGCAAAAGGGAGGCCGACGAGGAUGAUAUCUUUCCUAUCAAUGGCAAUGCUAACGACUCCAUGGAUAUAGACGUUCCAAGGACCGCCCCGACUCAGAGGAAGGCUGCUGAGUCCGAAUUUAAUGAUGAUGAAGACCUGUCUCAGGCCCUCGCGUUCAGUCGCAGAGCAGCCCUCAAGAAGCAAAAGCGAAAACCCGAAGACAUUAUCAAGCAGUUACGCGAGGAGGAGCAAGAGGACGAAGGUGGAACAGGGGGAGGUUUCGCAACACCCACUCCAGAGGAAGGUAGUCUGACGCUAGACGACACUACUAACUUCCUCGAUAAUCUCAACUCUCGUCCUCGCUCUGAAUCUCCUAAGCCGCGCGGCCGCAAUGCUACCUCUGAACCUGCUCGAGACUCACCAAGACCGGCUGAAGAUGAAGAUACAGAUCAUCCAAUGGCCGAGGUGUCUAUCGAAGAUGAGGCAGAUGAAGCUGCGUUGCUUGAAGCGGCCCGACGCCAGCAGUCAUCCACGCAGGACAGCCCACACAUCGGAUUCGGUGAAGAGGAGGACGUUGAGCAAGGUCUUGGCGCGACCUUGAAGCUACUACGUGAACGAGGCGCGCUGGACGCCGAGAAGGCGGCCUCCGAUCGUAACGCUCUUCUCAAGGAGCGUCAGAGCUUCAUCAUUGAAGCCCGGCUGCGGGAACAUGACAACGAGCAGCGAGCUCGUGCCCAGCGCGAGCGUGACCGUACCUCCGGACGUCUCACGCAGAUGUCAGCGAAGGAGCGCGAGGAGCAUGCCCGCUGGCAGAAUACACAGCGUGAGCACCAGAGCAGCAUCGAGGCGGCCAGACAGUUCAACGAGCAUUAUAAGCCGGACGUUAACCUCAAGUACGUGGAUGACGAAGGACGGGUGAUGGACAGAAAGGAGGCGUUCAAGCAUUUGAGCCACAUGUUUCACGGCAAAGGGAGCGGAAAGGGGAAGACAGAGAAGAAGAUCAAGAAGCGAGAACAGGAGCGCGAACAAAUGGCCCGGGGGGUCUUGGAUUCGAGUGCUGGCUCCGGUCGUGCUGGCGUGGAGGUCGGAAAGAAGAGGGGUGAGGCUGGUGUCAGACUUGGUUGA
Molecule: messenger RNA, 1989 nt
Organism: Cyphellophora europaea CBS 101466
Lineage: Eukaryota; Fungi; Ascomycota; Eurotiomycetes; Chaetothyriales; Cyphellophoraceae
Exons: 1
Coding region: 1-1989 (662 amino acids)
Biological process (GO): maturation of 5S rRNA; mRNA cis splicing, via spliceosome
Cellular component (GO): U4/U6 x U5 tri-snRNP complex
Source: RefSeq, a predicted model, not a curated record